This is a messenger RNA of Bombyx mori (domestic silkworm), 1342 nucleotides long. Its product is annotated as Bphl-like protein. The transcript is spliced from 5 exons. NCBI's taxonomy places the organism in Eukaryota, Metazoa, Arthropoda, Insecta, Lepidoptera, Bombycidae. Bases 418 to 1269 code for a protein of 283 amino acids. Gene Ontology annotation, molecular function: serine hydrolase activity. The record is from RefSeq and is a predicted model, not a curated record.
CAUCCUCGAGUCGUGUGCUCGCCCUCGCCUUGCUUUAAGUUACUUCAAUAUAAUGAGAAAUAGUGGUAACCACUGUUUCAAUUACGGUAUCAUACAUUCACUCUUACUAUCAUAUCGAUUAAUUACCCAAUUAAAUAAUUUAGUUUUGGUUGAAAAAUCGAUAUUGCGAUUUAAUGAUCUCAGAUCACAUCCCUAGUUGAUAACAAUGUUGAUUGUUGUGUGAUUGUUGAUCAUAGAUUAAUUCACAAGCAUUAUUAUUAAAUUAUUAUAUUAGCAAAUAUAUUAAGUGUCUAUUCGAUGAAGUUGAAUGUUAUUAAUUAAGCGACAAUUAUCGAGCUAGUGAGUUUUUUAAACUAAUAGGUACAUCGGUCCUUACGGAAUAAAAAGUGACUAAGAAAGAUUUCAUUGAAACUAAAAAUGCUGAUAACGCUUAGAAAUGCAAUUUUGCGUACUACGAAUUGUAUUAAAAUGUUACAUGCGAAAUGUAUGUCUACGGCCGUUCCAAAGGAGGAGAAAGUUAAAGUAUCUGGGUGCAAUAUAAACUAUGUCAAAGUUGGUAAAGGAUCUCACAAUUUAAUUUGUUUACCUGGAGCCCUUGGAACUAUCUGGACCGAUUAUAAACCUCAAAUUGAAGGAAUAGACAAAAAUGAUUUUACAUUAGUGGCAUGGGAUCCACCAGGCUAUGGUAAAAGUCGACCUCCUAUGAAGCAGUUUGAUGUUGACUUCUAUGAAAAGGAUGCUGACUAUGCUUUUAAUUUUAUGAAGGCACUAAAUAUUCCCAAAUAUUCAAUCUUAGGGUGGAGUGAUGGAGGCAUAACAGGGAUAAUACAUGCAGCAAAAUAUCCUGAAACUGUACAAAAACUAGUGAUAUGGGGAAGUAAUUCAUUUAUGUUACCUCAUGAAUUAGAAAUGCUUAAAAAGAUAAAAGAUAUUAAAUUGUGGUCAAAGAAAAUGAGACAACCAAUGAUUGAUGUGUAUGGUGAAGAACUAUUUGCAAAAUACUGGAGUAAAUGGGUUGAAGGCAUGGAAAAUCUUUUCAAUAAGAAAGAUGGCAAUAUAUGUUCGGAAUUACUGAAGGAUGUCAAAUGCCCUACCCUUAUACUGUAUGGAGAAAAAGAUCCUUUGGUGGACAGAGUUCAUGUAUCGCAUUUGCAUACUCAUAUUGAAGGAUCACGAAUACAUUUGUACCCCGAUGGGAAGCACAAUAUCCACAUAAGUUAUGCAGAAGAUUUCAAUAAAAAAGUUCAAGACUUCCUUCAAUCACCCUAAUAAUAAGAAUAAAAUUAUUUUUGGUAUUCAAAUCUGAAGGGCCAAACGAAAAAAUAUAACAAAAAAUCCCAUA